Molecule: messenger RNA, 1965 nt
Organism: Symbiodinium natans
Lineage: Eukaryota; Dinophyceae; Suessiales; Symbiodiniaceae
Source: the annotation of a GenBank genome assembly
AUGGCGCGCGUCGAGUCUCGCUUUACCUUUCUUGACGUGCUCUUGGAGGACGAGGAGCGGGGCAAAGACCUUCGUGCCGGGCGUGCUCGCAGUGAGCCGCCGCUUUGCCCGGAGAUUCCGGAGUCGCCGCGCAGCUCUGAGGAGGCCCUGGGGAGUUGCCUGCGCAUCGUGCGCACUCUGCCGACGGUGGGUUUGGGUCAGGUGCCAACAUCCUUGGUGCCGGCCGCGCCCGGGGUGCCCACGCUUCGAGCUCAGGACGAAGCACGGAAAGAAGCGCCGCCAAAGCUGGCGACCUCGGAGGCCUCGGAGGCCUCGGAGGCCUCGGAGGCCCCGGUGCUCAGUGCGGGGAGCCUGGGGCAUCCGGAGCUUUGCCAGCGCCCGUGCCUGCAUGUCGUGGUCGGGAGGCGCUGUGAGGCGGCUGCUGCGUGCAACCAUUGCCACCUUCCGCACGCCCGUGGCCAGAGGAUGGACAAGCGGCAGCGCCGCAUCCUCGAAGAGAUGCCCAAGGCCGACUUCCUCCGCGUGGCCCUCCAGCUGCUCGAGGACAAGGCCCGCACCAUGGAUCUUCGUGGCACGGAGGUCCUCCUCGGCAUCUUGGAAAGCGAGGUGCAUCCUCAGGGCACGCCGGCACCAUCUGGGGCCACUCCAUGCAGCCUGCCGAACGGGAUGAUGCGCUGCUUGCGCGCCAUGGGCUUCCGUAACGUGGCAAGCCUGGCUGCGCGGAAGUGCGCGGAGGGUGCCAAGAUCCGUAUCCGUGAGGUGAUGCAGACCCUGCGGGCGCGUGUGUCUGAGGGGCAGGCUGAUGGAAACUAUUCAGACUCAGAUGAGCCAACAAUACAUCUGCAAGAGCUCGAAAGCAGCGACUCUAAGUGGGAAGCCUUCGUGGGAGGCGUCUCCGCGGACUACAGUGCACUCGUGUGCAGUGAGCAGCCGCUGCUGAGGGUGUCCUUCCGGGCCGUGGCACGCGGGGACGACCUGGUGCAAGGAGGCACCUGCGAGUUCUGCGAGUGCAUGGACCUGGUCUGCAACGGGACCCCGGAAGCUGCCGAGGUGGAGGUGAAGUUCGACCAGGGCCAACUGGGCAUAAACUUCCACACCUGCUUCUUCGAGGAAUCCGCUGCAGCAGUGCCUGCGAUCGAUGGGGCUGCAGAGCGCGUCUGGUCAUCUCUGGACUUAGUUCGGCCUCUAGGCUUCGCGGUGGCGAAGGUCUUCGACGCAUUGCGCGCAUUCCCAGCCUUCACGCUGAACUGCAACGGCAAGAAGGGAGACCUGCCCCACGUCGUCGUGGAGACUCUCACUGAGACCAGCACGUCCUCUCAGGCGGUCCUGGAAGUCACCCCGGAGGGAGCCGUGACCUGCCAGGGUGCUGCGCUGAAGAUCGACCAGCUCGUGGCGCCCAUCGUCAACGAAGGGAUCCAGUCCGCCUCCUUCGUGCUGAAGCCCGAAAGGACGUCCGUGCUCUACAAGCUGACGGAUCUGCGCCGGAGCCUCCUGCUGGAGCAGACCGACUCCAGGCUGGCAGCUGCUUCCCUGGGCGUGGCCAAGGCGCCCGUGGAGCUUCCAAAUUUCCCGGACCUCCUGGCGGGAAGGCUCGCCAAGGACCCGGUGACGAAGCGCACGCAGACGGUGAAGAAGGAGAGCCGGGGCCUACAGAGAAACGUUUCGGCCCCGGAGACCCUGAGCCCUGCUCUCUUCAGCCCCUUGCAGAAAUGUCGGCAUGCGCAGUUCUUCCUGUACUUCUCACGCAAAGACCACUUUCUGAGCAGUCCAGCCAUGGAACCUUUGCUCCUUGCAGCUGUUCCUGAACUGGCAGACCCGGAGUUUCGCACACGUCAGCUCCGGGCCAUGCACGCCUACUCCAACGACACCGUCGACCUCGUAGUCUGCAGCGGUGAGGACGAUCCACCUGCUGCCUUGUCGGUUUCUGGCAUUGUUUUCCCGAGGAACCAGCCCAGACACUUCUGA